AUGGAUAUUCUACUGUUAUUAUUAAUAAAGACAACUGCUUUUGGUCAAUUAACUGGAGAUUAUGGAAGUUAUAGUCCUAGUUUUGAGAAGCAAUUGAUCGAAGCAAAUCGUGACGAUGGAUAUUGCAUUAUAGCUUUUCAAAUAGAUGAUCAAACUCCUAUCGGAUUAAUAGCCUUUGGGCUUACUGUGGGAGAAAUCAAGUUUUAUCAAAAUCCAAGCAUAACUACAGUACCAGAAAAUGGGACGCUUAUUCAAAAUCUCUCUAGUCCUUUGGCAGCCGAUACAGCUGAUAUAUCAGGUGACGGAUAUCAAGACCUUAUUAUUGCCUAUGAAUAUGGUAGGACACUGUUAGACACCGAUCCUGAUGGAGGAAAAAUUGCAUGGUUGGAAAAUCCAGGACAAAAUAACGGUACUAAACUAUGGACAAUGCAUUAUGUUGGAAAAUCGCCAGCAAUGCAUAGACUUAAAGUUGGUCAUUUUACGCAAACUGACCGUUGGGAGAUUGUAGGUUUGCCCGUUAACGCCAAGCCAUUUGAUGCAGUUACACCGAUACCCGUACUGUUAUUUCGAGAACCCGAUAAUGUUUUAAAUGCUACAGAAUGGACUCGUGAAAUAAUUAAUCAGGAUUAUUUUCAUAUAAUCCACGAGGCAACAACAUUUAAAGUUGAUCAAUUAGAUAAUCUUUUGCUUGCAUCACGCGAAGGUAUUACUUGGGUUUACUUUAAUCAAAACUCGAAAAAGUGGACGAUGGAAACUAUUGGAGAGGGUGAACUUGGACUAGAAGAACAGACAGGAAUCUAUGGUACUGGAGUCGUCUGUAUAGGGCGGACUGGAAAUGAUUCCUUGUCUUAUAUUGCUGCUGGUGAACCAUUUCAUGGAAACAUGAUUGCAGUCUAUGUCAAAAAUACAGACAAUGUUUUGAAUAACAUUCAAUGGAAAAGAUAUGUAUUAGAUGUUUAUGGAUAUCCUAACGAACAAGGUGAAGGUCCAAUUCAUCAUAUCAUUUGUGCUGACUUUGAUAAAGAUGGAGAUGAUGAAUUCUUAAUUGCACUUCGUGGACCAUCUCCCACUGAGGGUGUCUAUUUAUAUAAGCCGAUUGAUGUCUCUCGUGGUUUAUUUUUAAAAUGGAAGGUUAGUGAUAUUUCGGCUGCUAGAAUUACUGUUGCUGACUUCGAUUAUGAUGGCCUUCUUGACUUUGCAACUAUUGGCUACAAUGUUCCCCGCUAUUAUGUAGCAGAAAAUACUUCUAUCUACAUCUUUUACAAUCGAUUCAACCAGGAGAAACUGCCAACUAAUAAAGAUUUACAAGUAAUGAAGCAAAACAAUGAACUCUUAUUCAAAGUUUCAAGACCAAACAAAGCUUUACAAUAUCAAGCAGUACCCUUUCUUACAAUAGGUGGAAUAACCUUAUCAUUAGAAAUUAUACCACCUUAUAGUUCACGUCAAGUAAACAAUUAUACUUAUGUCAAAGUUCUUUGGGGAAAUGUAAUGUGGACAGAUUCUUCUACAAAUUCGAAUCAAUCUGUCGACUAUUCGCGUCAAUUUCUCUGUAAACCAAGAACUGCUUGCUCCCUUGAGAUAAACAGUGAUAAUGACAGAAUUAAAACCGGAAGUGAAGGCGCACUUUUGUUUGUACACAAACUAGCUGAUGACAUGAAUGAUAUUCCUCGAUUCAGUAAUAUUAAAAAUGUUACUCUUGAGAAUUCAUUACCAGAAUACGUUCCACAAGAUGCUCGUCAACUUGCUUUUCAGUUUAUUAAAUAUGAUCAAAUUAACUCAGCAGAUAACUUCAAAGGUCUUGAAUUUUACAAUCUGAAAGGCUUUAACAUAACAUUUGCUGACGACAACGAACACCUUUGCUACAUAGAAAUGUGGGCAGCUGGCCUAGGUGUUAAUGCUGGUGUACACAAUCAUGUGACUGAUUCAUUCUGUGAAGUUCAUGCCUGUAUCAUCAAUGGAAGUGGAAAGGGCGGUGUGUAUUAUCUCAAUAGCUCGAACGAAGAUUACAAUUCAUCUACUACACUGGAUUCAGCAUUUAUACAAUUAAUAGUACCAUCGUUUUACGAACACGGUCCUCUAUGGGAUAUUGAUGCAGAAAACAAACCAGUCUUACGAAGUAAUGGCACUGUAGUUUAUCCUUGGCAUAAAUGGCAAGCUGGCACUGAUGCAUCGGUCAAUCAAUCGUUUGAUGUUUGGUCAGUUAUUCAAUUCAAUCCAAAACUGUCAAUACUGCCAUCGUCAACGCCUUCAUCAUCAACUUCAUCAUCAACGCUGUCACCAUCAACGCUACCAUCAUCAACGCCUUCACCGUCAACGCUGCCACCAACAAUGCUACCAUCGACAACGGUGCCUUCUCGCUCAAGUUCACUAUUAAACUCAUAUGUUGUACUGCUUUGUUCAUGUUUUGCUUGCUUAUUAUUUAACAAUUAA
Messenger RNA from Rotaria sordida, 2430 nucleotides. The record is from the annotation of a GenBank genome assembly. Lineage: Eukaryota; Metazoa; Rotifera; Eurotatoria; Philodinida; Philodinidae.